Aspergillus aculeatus ATCC 16872 is the source of this 717-nucleotide messenger RNA. RefSeq names its product gluconokinase. The record is from RefSeq and is a predicted model, not a curated record. Gene Ontology annotation, cellular component: cytoplasm. The transcript is spliced from 2 exons. Lineage: Eukaryota; Fungi; Ascomycota; Eurotiomycetes; Eurotiales; Aspergillaceae. Gene Ontology annotation, molecular function: gluconokinase activity. The coding region runs from base 1 to 717 and encodes 238 amino acids.
AUGCUCUCCGCCGGCGAACGCCCGCAGCCCGCCAUGAAGAACAAGGGCGCGGUGGUCGACACCCCCCUCAACAUCAACCACACCACCACCAACCCCAUGUGGGCGGACCAAACCCAGCCGCAGCCUCCGGCUCAACCGCGGCAGCAGAUCCAACACAUCUGGGUGGUGACGGGGCCCGCCGGGUGUGGGAAGAGCACCGUCGGGCGCGGCCUGCAGGAAGAACUGGGGGUACCGUUCUUAGAAGGCGAUGAUUUCCACCCGGCCUCCAACAAGACGAAGAUGAGCAACGGGGUGCCGCUGACGGACGCGGACCGAUGGGACUGGCUGAUCUCGCUGCGGCAGGCGGCGAUCUCGGCGCUGUCGCCGUCGGAGGCGAACGGCUACCGGCCGCCGACGGGGGUGGUGGUGGCCUGCUCGGCGCUGAAGAAGAAGUACCGGGACGUGAUGCGCGUGGCCGCGUACGGGUCGCCCUCGGUGCAGAUCCACUUCAUCUACCUCAAGGUCGACCCGACGGCGCUGCUGCAGCGCGUGACGCAGCGGCAGGCCCACUACAUGAAGAGCAGCAUGGUGCAGUCGCAGCUGAUGGACCUGGAGGAGCCGGUGGUCGGGGACGAGUGGGACGCGCUGAUCGUGGACGUGCACGCGGGCCAGGCGGAGGUGCUGCAGGAGGUGAUUGCCCUGGUGCGGGAUGCGCUGGUCAAGUACCAGCAUAGCUAG